Heterobasidion irregulare TC 32-1 is the source of this 1762-nucleotide messenger RNA. RefSeq names its product MFS monocarboxylate transporter. Gene Ontology annotation, molecular function: transmembrane transporter activity. The transcript has 12 exons. NCBI's taxonomy places the organism in Eukaryota, Fungi, Basidiomycota, Agaricomycetes, Russulales, Bondarzewiaceae. The record is from RefSeq and is a predicted model, not a curated record. The coding region runs from base 339 to 1709 and encodes 456 amino acids. Gene Ontology annotation, cellular component: fungal-type vacuole membrane. Gene Ontology annotation, biological process: transmembrane transport.
GGAGCGUGGAGGGUCUUUGGCAAUCCUAUAUUAGACAUCCUCCUAGAGCACGGUGCAGUGGGUAAUCUUUUAGUUUGUCGAGUGCCGUCUUGGCAAGUCAAAGACUCGCACGCGCCACGACUACCCCACACUAUUCGGAUCUAUUGAAGAAGUUAGCUCUGGAUUCUUCCAUUCCGACGUAUAACCACACAUAGGCGGGUCACUAACAAGGAACAGACAGCGCCAGCGCCACACUUGUAGCUCGGAUUGCUUGUGGCAGACGAGGAAAGCCUUGCCUUGAGAGUCUUCAAGAACCAGCGUCGGUUACAUACACUGGCGCUCGUAAUUCCAUCAUAGACAUGAACGCAGUGGCUCCAGUACUCUCAAGCCCAGCCGUCUCAGAGAAGGCUCCCAGUUCCCAGGUUGAGGAGCGUUCAUCGACCUCGGAAAACACUUCAUCCCCUCAACCUGUAUCACUCGAUGGCGGGCUGCGAGGGUGGUGCGCUGUUGCUGGUGCCUGGUUCAUCCAGUUCUGCAUGGUCGGCACAGUUACUUCAUUUGGCGUCACACAAACAUAUUAUGCGCAGCAUUUCCUGACACGGUACACUCUGUCGGAUCUCUCGUGGAUUGGCACAGCACCACUGUUCCUUGAGUACUUCUUUGGGCUUUCGGUGGGACAACUGUUGGACGCAGGCCAUUUCCAUUGGACAGUGUUCGUGGGGACAUUGGUUUUUCUAUUCAGCUUGUUUAUGCUUUCCCUCGCGCGUGAAGGUCAAUAUUAUCAGGUCUUCCUUGCGCAAGGCAUCGGUAUGGGUGCCGGUCUUGGAAUAUGCUUUCUUCCGACAUCUGGGAUAGUGCCUAACCAUUUCACGCGACGACGAGCACUCGCCAUGGGUAUCACAACGACAGGCACGUCAGUCGGCGGCUUUUUCUUUUCGGUACUCUUCAGCCAUUUCUUGAAUGGCUCGAUUGGGUUCAAAUGGGGCAUCCGCAUCUGCGCAUUCAUAUGCCUUGGGUGCCUCAUCGCUGCGAAUCUACUCAUGCGCACACACCCAGAGGGUUGGAUUGCACCGGCGCAACAACCCUCGGAGUCGUCGUCACCGCGAAAAACGCCGCCCAUACGCGCGCUCUUCAAAAAUGUCUCCUACGUCUUGACGAUCACCUAUGGCUUUGUGGUCUGCCUUGGGCUCUGGUUCCCCAAUUUCAUGGUACAGCUCUUCGCGGAGUCGCAUGGCAUAUCACCUGGACUUUCAUCGUGGCUCCUGGCUAUCAUCAACAUUAGCAGUAUCUUUGGGCGGAUACUACCGAAUUGGCUUGCAGAUCGAUGGGGUGUCUUCGAGGUAUACAUGCCGUGUACGGCGCUCGCGGGUGUCCUUGCAAUUUUGAUGCUCGUCUGUACACACCCUGCAUCGAUCGUUGUCUUCUGCAUUCUUUAUGGUUUCUUCUCAGGGUCAGUCGUAUCCCUCUAUUUCCCUGCCGUGCUGUGCUUGGAUCCGAAUGUCGGAGAAUCAGGUGUAAGGCUCGGCCUUGCCUGCAUGCCAGUCGGGCUAGCGCUGCUCAUCGGCACGCCCAUUGCUUCCACAAUCGUCGGCACACACAAUCGGUGGUGGGCAGGCUGCGUCUUCGCUGGGGUGACUGAGAUUGGGUCGGCCGGCCUGCUCAUCAUCGCAUACUUGAACAAGCGAAAAUUGGAUGCGAGAACAGUCGCGCUGAAACCCGAUAGCGACUAGUUGGAAAUGUUUGUUGGGUCGUGAAAUAUAUUGCUCCAUUGAACAUUUGCAUU